Messenger RNA from Chara braunii, 2827 nucleotides. Lineage: Eukaryota; Viridiplantae; Streptophyta; Charophyceae; Charales; Characeae. The record is from the annotation of a GenBank genome assembly.
GCGUGAAGAAGGUCUGCCUCAGGCGUGGAAGGGCUAUAACUCCGAAAUUGACCGAGGUCGGACGUGGGAAAAAAACAGGAAUACUGCUUACUGAGAUGGCUGAUCAAGGUGCAGCGAGUCGACAACCAGUGCAUUCUAUUCUUGCCUUCAUUCUUUCAUCGAUCUGUUCGGGAUUAGCGGAAUCAUAUAUUUAGCGCGCUCUAUCUUUGGCUUGUCUAGUGGUUCGGUUGUUGGUGAGCCACGGUUUGUGAUUCUAUAUCGUACUACUGGCGCAUUCAGUCAGAGCAUAUACUACUAGAAUACUCGCUAUGAACAUGAACAGCUCAAGGGUGGCCGAAUGUGGGCGGCUUGGGCUUCGGCGAUCACCACCGUCUCGUCGCCGCCGUCGUCAUGGGCAGAUGGGGUCUGGCGUGGCGCGCGUUCUGCUGGGGCCUCUGCCGGAUAUUGUCCCAUUUAGCAAUCCUGUGCGGUAUGGUGCGUGGGACGUUGCAAGGACAGCAUUCCUCAUGCCUCUGGUCUGUGUGAGAGUUUCACUCUUCUUCGUUACCUUUGUCGUCGGCUAUAUCUUAUUUCUCCCGGUGCAGCUGGGUUCCAGGCUGGGGCACAUGGGACUGGUGACCGUUGAUCUGGAUGAGCCGAUUAAUGGCGAGGAGGCAUCUGCCGCAGACUUGAACGCCACCGCGGCUACAACGACAGCGGCGAUGAUAGGAGGUCAACCCCACAUGGCAGCCGGCACUGGGCAACCGAACAGCACGUCACAUACUAGCUGCUGUCCGGAGUCGGAACCUUUCAAUGAUCAUUGUUGUUGUCACAGACUGGGACGGGGAGAGGAGGUGGCUCUACCUGGGGCGGCGAACGGUAUGCAGGCUGAUCAGUCCGCAUCUGCUGCCAGUUCGCCGUCAUCGGAGCCGUCUUCGAUGAAGUCGUCUUCGCCCAGUUGGAGGGUUGUCAAGCGCAGAGAGUGGGUGCACAAUCAGCACCCCCCAUCUUGUCUCGGAAAACUGCUGAUUCUGCCUGUGAGGGUGUGUGUGCGCCUGCUCCUCUUUCUCUCCCUUGGAUUCCACCGCCUGGAGGUUCGUGGGCAGGUGGCGAAGCGCUGCGUCGCGCCCAUCCUGGUGUCCAACCACGUGUCGUUCCUGGAUCCCCUUUUCACAUUCUAUCUUCUCAAUCCAAUCAUGGUGAGUGCAAGGGAGAACAUGGCGAUGGCGGUCGUUGGUCGUUGUCUGCGGUCAUUGAUGAUUGUACCGGUGGACAGGUCGUCACCCUCGUCGAAGAAGCUUGCCGCUAUAGCCAUAGAUCGCCUGGCCAAAAUCACAGAUGGCGUGUCGGACACCGAAGCUGAGGAUUGGCCCAGGCUGCUGUUGUAUCCAGAGGGCACAACUGGCAAUGGCACAGCUCUACUAGCAUUCAAGGUUGGUGCAUUCACACCUGCAGUUCCUGUUCAGCCCAUAACCAUUCGGUAUGCUACACGUGGCGGUGUCAAUCCCACGUGGGUGAUCGAUGGCCCUGGCAUCCUCGCGGUGAUGCUCAGAUUGAUGGCCCAGCUGUGGAAUUCUGUGGAGAUCACCUUCUUGCCUGCAGUCUUCCCCUCUGCCACCGACAAGCAGGACCCUUCGGCCUUUGCCCAGCGGGUGCGCAGGUUGAUGGCCGAUGCCUUGGGAGUUCCAUGCACCGACUACACCUUCGAGGACGUGCAGCUCGCGCAUGCCGCAGCGGGCCUGGGGUACCCUAAGCGCAUGGCGAUGGUGGAGUUCGGGAAGAUGGAACGAGCUUUCGGAAUUGGAGUGGGUACAGCCUUAGAGCAUCUCCGUAGUUUUGUAGCUAUGGUAGACAUUAAGCCGACAGGUGACGGGAAGCUGUCUUAUCGAGGGUUACUGCGCGGCUGGAUGGUGCAAGAUUGCCAGAUAAUGCGUCGAGUUUUCAUGUUCUUUCUUGGUCGAAUAUCCGGCGCCCAGCGCGAGCUAAAUGCAACUGAUCAGCAACAACACAAGUGGCAGGAGCAAACAGAGGUGGAUGAGGAGGAGGAGGAGGAGGAGGAGGAGGAGGAAGAAGGAGAACGGGGAUUGGAGGAGGUUGCACAAGGGAAGAUCGAUUUUCGUGACUAUCUAGCGGGCUUGUGCUAUAUCUCUCAAAGGGGCAACGGAUUGCGAAACGAGAUGAUGAAAGCCAUGAUGAAAGCCCUUGAAGAAGAGUGUGCCACUGGUGGUCGAGGCGGCGAGCAGCACGAUGGUCGGAUUUCCGUGGGACAGCUCAGACGGAUCUCAGAGGACGUCUGUCCUGCACUGAAAGAGGAGCAGAGGCUGACGGAAUCCGUCGUUCAUCAAUUGGCUGUCGAACUUUUUGGCCAAACUGCAUUCUCUCGCUCAUCGUCGGAGUUAGAGUCUCUGAGAUUCACACCAACGGAAAUCGACACUGUUCUGCAGCAGAACGCCAAGUACAUUGUCAUUCUUGCUGCGGCCAGGAACGAACUCUGCGUCAUCGACGGGCUGGUUCUACCCCCGUCUUGUUAGUGCUACACAACAACUCGGCAUGUCCGUCUGUCUUUGGCACAACAACGAUGAUUUUUUGUUGUUGUUUUCUUAAUGAUUCUCUUCUUCUUUUUCUCGAGCCGACUGCCGGGCGAGCGAAGGAAAAUGAGUUCAUGAACGGGCACAAAAGACUAGUCCCGGCGGGUCUCGCAUUCGCCGAGUUCGAAAAAGCCAAAAAAGCCGCGCGUCACUUCGUAAUGAGUGUGUAUGUCAUAACUGCAGGGGCAGGCCCGCCGGGCCGUGGUCCACGGAGUGAACGAGUUCAUUCAAAAACGGCAAAACAAAAAGUUACCGCUAUU